CAACUGGUUUUAUCCCUGAAAGAUACUGGGAAGGAACAGAGACGUGGCCAGACUAUGUGGACUAUCCUUCAGAAACAUCACCAUUCUACAGCACCGAAAAAGACGACCAACAAGAGUACGGAGACUACAGCAAACAUGGUGUAACUGGUCGCACUGGGAAAUACCAAGCGCCUACAAGACCAUCUUCACAUCCUAGCAACACACAUGCUGCGGGACCAAGACAGCGAAACUUUCUUUUGGAUAGAUUGCUGUCAAAAUCUUCCAACAUGAAACACAGGGACAAGGUACAAGACUAUCAACUUGGACUUGAUGUCAUACCGGCUGUGCACAAAAAGUCGCCACUAUCCCCUGAAGUCCUUAAAGACAAUUUAAGGAACCGGGAAAGGACAUCUUCUAAGACUAAAGCUUUCAGACCACCUGUUAUUCCUAUGAGACCCAAUUUCAUCAACGCCUCUGAACCCAUCCAAAAUAACGCGCGAAACUCUUCGCCAAACGACUGUAUGAUAAACGUCAUCUACGCGUCAUCUCUGACGUUUCUCGUCACCGUUGCCAUGGUGAUGCUCCUCUACCUCGUCCUAGUGCGCAUGUUCAGACGGCGCCGCUUCAAGCCCCACGAUUGGUGGAUGGCGGGUCAGGGGUCAGAGAAGGGCGACGAUGACGUCAUGAGCCUGUUCAAACCGUUGUUUCAUCUGGCAGAGGAAGACGAAGUGUUUCAAAUCGGAGGGACACCUCGGUCAGGCACGACAUCGUCUUCUGAGGAGGAUUCGCUCAUGAAGAGUCUCAACAAGAAAAACAAGAAGUUGACAAGAGCGCAAGAGAAGAAGGGACCUGGUGAAAUGGACGCACAGCAGAAUUUGAGAGAAAGUCGCACAGAGAGAUGGGUGGAGAGUGUUUCACAACUAACUCAUGACCAGGGCACCCAGGGCUAG
Messenger RNA from Branchiostoma belcheri (Belcher's lancelet), 929 nucleotides. RefSeq lists its product as uncharacterized. The coding region runs from base 267 to 929 and encodes 220 amino acids. The record is from RefSeq and is a predicted model, not a curated record. The transcript has 2 exons. NCBI's taxonomy places the organism in Eukaryota, Metazoa, Chordata, Leptocardii, Amphioxiformes, Branchiostomatidae.